Messenger RNA from Linum trigynum, 8514 nucleotides. NCBI's taxonomy places the organism in Eukaryota, Viridiplantae, Streptophyta, Magnoliopsida, Malpighiales, Linaceae. The record is from the annotation of a GenBank genome assembly.
UUACCAGGAGGACAUGGAUAUCCAGGAGGAGGCUUCAUAUAAAUUUCCUCUUGUAGUUCGCCGUGAAGAAAUGCAUUUUUGACAUCCAUUUGGAGAAGUUUCCAUCGACGAACAGCGGCAAUUGCUAAUAAAGUGCGAAAGGAUGUAAGACGGGCAACAGGAGCCAAUGUUUCUUCAUAAUCAAUGCCAUAUUCUUGAGUGUAUCCUUUGGCGACGACUCGGGCUUUAAAUCUCUCAACAGAGCCAUCAGCAUGGGUUUUGAUUUUGUAUACCCACUUGGAUCCUAUAAGGGUUUUGCCAGGUGGUAAGCAAACUAAAUCCCAAGUAUGAGUUUUGUCAAGAGCUUCAUUCUCUUCUGCCAUUGCUUUCUGCCAAAGAGGAUUAGUACUAGCUUCCUUAUAAGUAGAGGGUUCAUAGAGAGAGGUGGAGUAACAAUGAUAAUCAUUAAGCCGAACACUGGGAACACGAUUACGAAUAGGACGAGAAGAAGUACCUUCUGGUGCAGGAUCAUCAGGUAGGGCAUGGUCAGAGGGAGAAGCCGUGGGCGGAGCUGAAGGGGAAUUAUCUAUUGGCGGGGUGAUAGGUGAACUGGAUGAGGUGGAAGGGUUAAUUGAAACAUCAGAAGGAAAUAGGUCGACCGAUGGAUCACAAAAAAAACUAGGUAUAUCAACACGAAAUGGGGACAGAGAUGAAAACAUAGUGUUCUCCCAAAAAACUACAUGACGAGAUACACGUAGCCGAUUGGAUAUUGGAUCCCAGCAACGAUACCCUUUAUGUUCAAUCCCAUAACCAAGAAAACAGCAAAGACGAGCACGAGGUUCAAGUUUAGUACGCUCGUGAGGAGGCAAGAGAACAAAACAAGCAGAUCCAAAGAUUUUAAGGUGGCUGUAAGAUGGAGAUGUACCAUAGAGACGCUCAUAGGGGGAGACUGAAUGGAGUACCGAUGAUGGAAUGCGAUUUUGGAGGUAGACGGCAGUAAGUGCAGCUUCUCCCCAAAAUUUUUCAGGACAGGAUGAUGAGAUAAGUAGGGUGCGAACAGUGUUGAGAAUGGAGCGAUGUUUUCUCUCUGCACGACCAUUUUGUUGUGAGGUAUUGGGACAAGAUCAUUGAAGAAGUGUUCCAUGUGAUUUUUGGAGAGAUUGAAGAGCUCUGUCUACAUAUUCCAUAGCAUUAUCAGACCGAAGUAUUUUGAUUUUACGAUCAAAUUGUGUUUGAAUCAUAGAGGCAAAUUGAGAGUAAAUCAAAGAAAUUUCAGAGCGCUGGCGGAAUAGAUAAAGCCAUGUAUAACGAGAAUAAUCAUCAAUAAAAAUGACAAAGUAUCGUGACCCGCCUGCAGUCACAGUAGGUGAGGGACCCCAAACAUCAGUGUGAACAAGAUCAAAUGGAGAUAAGGAGUUGGAGUCACUAUUAUUGAAAGGCAAAGCAGACAUUUUACCCGUGGUACAAGGAACACAUUGGAGAGAGUUUAUUGAAAAUGGACCGAUAGUGCCUUGAGAGGCCAAUAGACGAAGAUUAUGAACGGACGCAUGCCCUAAACGGUCAUGCCAGAGUUGCAAAGAUGUAACGGCGACAAAAGGAGUAGGUUUGGGUGGAGGUAAGCGAAGAAGAAAACAGAUAUGGAGCCAUGCUCUAUACAUGAUCUGAUCAAAGUAUGAGUUUGGGAUACACUCAAGGAUACACUCAAGAAUAUGGCAUUGAUUAUGAAGAAACAUUUGCUCCUGUUGCCCGUCUUACAUCCUUUCGCACUUUAUUAGCAAUUGCCGCUGUUCGUCGAUGGAAACUUCUCCAAAUGGAUGUCAAAAAUGCAUUUCUUCACGGCGAACUACAAGAGGAAAUUUAUAUGAAGCCUCCUCCUGGAUAUCCAUGUCCUCCUGGUAAAGUUUGUCGUCUUCGACGAGCUUUAUAUGGGCUUAAACAGGCGCCUCGUGCUUGGUUUGCUACAUUUAGUCGUACUUUGCAGUCAUCAGGAUUCACCUCUAGUGCAUAUGACUCAGCUCUAUUUAUUCGUCGCACUUCUCAAGGCAUCAUUAUCCUUCUUUUAUAUGUUGAUGACAUGAUAAUCACUGGCGAUGAUCUUAGUGGCAUUGCGGAUCUUCAGCAGUUUCUCAGCAACAAUUUUGACAUGAAGGAUCUUGGCUCUAUUCGGUAUUUUUUGGGCUUGGAGGUCACAACGACAGAUGAUGGUAGUUAUUCACUAUCCCAAGUUAAAUAUGCAUCCGAGUUACUCUCUCGAGCACACCUUACAGACUCAAAAACGGCAUCUACUCCUCUUGAGCCCAAUGUCAAACUUUCCCCUGGAGAUGGAGCUCUACUCGAUGAUCCCACACUUUAUCGGCAAAUUGUUGGGAGUCUCAUCUAUUUAACUGUCACUCGUCCUGAUAUUGCUUAUGCAGUACACAUUGUUAGUCAAUUCAUGGCAGCACCUUGUUCUACUCAUUAUGCUGCUGUGCUUCGUAUUCUUCGAUAUAUCAAGGGAACCAUUCAUCAUGGUUUACACUUCUCUGCAUCAUCCUCACUUGAGCUUUGUGCAUACUCAGAUGCUGAUUGGGCUGGUGAUCCGACUGACCGACGAUCAACCACCGGCUACUGCUUCUUCCUUGGCUCAUCCCUCAUCUCUUGGAGAAGCAAGAAACAAAAAGUUGUUGCUCGCUCUAGCACUGAAGCUGAGUAUCGUGCUCUUGCUGACACCACUGCUGAAUUGUUGUGGCUUCGUUGGCUUCUUGAUGACUUAACUGCUCCGCAAACUUCUGCCACCCGACUCUACUGUGACAAUCAAAGUGCCAUACAGAUUUCACACAAUGAUGUCUUCCACGAACGCACAAAACAUAUUGAGAUCGAUUGUCAUCUAGUACGCCACCACUUACGUGACAACACACUCAGUUUGGUUCCUGUAUCAUCUGAGCACCAGACUGCAGAUGUCUUGACCAAAAGCCACUUUCCAUCUCGCUUUCAUGAUCUUCUAUCCAAACUCAAGUUAGCGUCCUUAGAUCCGCCAUCUUGAGUUUGAGGGGGAGUGUUAAUUAUUAAUUGAGAGACAGAUAACAUUCAUUAGUAGACAGAUGACAUUAACUGCUCAUGGAGCUCUGUAAUGUUCCAUACCUCAUUAGCUACCUCCUAGCUGUAUAGAGCAUGGCUCCAUACUCAUAUUUGUGUAUAUAUAUCCAUGAUCUAAUCAAUGUAAAAUAGGCUUUUCCAAUAACAAUUCUAUCUUGCCAACUAAUACAAGUAAUCUGUUGGGGAAAAAAAUACUCAGUCAAACAUUUUCCAAGAUCUCAACUCUAACCAUAAAGCAUUAUUAUGCCCUCAAAAUGUCUGACUAGAUAUCUUGAUUAAGAUUAAGAAAGUUUAAUGUGCUUUUGGUGGUAUUAAGAAAGACUUCUUCAAGUUCACACUUAAUUUCUUUAAUCCUUUAUAUACCACACAUAUGCCCAUUUCAAGGGGAGGCAGAAAAUCAAAUCUCGAAGACUUAAGAGCUCAAAGUGGGCAAAGACAAAGAAGGGCCUGGCACCGGCAUUCUAGUUACCUGUCUGUGGCCCACGAUAUCCUUUUAGAAUCGAGGAUUGGGCCAAAAUCACUCCAAUGGGCCGUUGACGAAUGUCAAGCUAUUGUAAUCAGAUUUGGACCACCAAAUUUGGACCAAAUGAAAAAAACUUGGUUAAGAAAAGGAUAUCGACUUGAACCGUUUAACUUUAUCUGUUUUAGAUCGAUGGUAAUUCUAUUGUAGACGUGGUAGGAUGGGUAUGAGUACUUGUAUCGGCCUAACUUGUCAUAACAUGCCCCAUGUUCGAUCAUAUUUUGUCUAAAUUAUAUGCAAUUUACUUAGAUUAUUUAGAAUUUAAAUUUUUUUACUUAAUUUAGCUAUAAUAAAAUUUUAAAUAGAUGAGUUCCUAAAUUUUUAGAAUAAUUUAACUAUAUUUUUUAUAUUAUAUUUUUUCUUGAUUUUUAGUGAAAAAAUGAACAUUUCUAAUGUUAUUUUUAGUGAAAAAAUAACUUCACGAAACGGAAUUGUAUUUCGACUCUGAACUUCGACAUAGACAUCGAUCGAUACGCUCAACCACCUCGACAACUAUACUAUCGGGGAGGCUUCUUCAAUCUUAUAACCAAGCAUAUAGUAUAUACUGAAUACUAUGUGUCGGCUAAAGGGAGAUGAGGAGAAAAAGAAAAACAAAUGGAAAGAAAGUAAAAGUUGCUACUCAUACUUGGUCAACCAGAAAAUCAGUAUCUCCCCACUUUUCUUCAGGUAUGUGUUGCAGCUGUUCCCCCCUUUGUUGUUAAGUUAACUCUGAUUGGUUUUGUCUUUCAUUAAACUAAUCCAAAUUAAUUAAUUAAGCUAAACCUUUUCUCUUCUGGUCUAACCUAAUCUGACAUUGGAAAAGCAUAGCCUUGGACUAGAUAACUUUUGGACCCUACAUAUUCAUCAGAUUCAUCCUCUCUAAUCUAUGAAGUUUGAGAAAUGGAUUCUUCUUCAAUGAAGUCCCACCACCACCAAUCCCAAUAUCAGAUUAGAUUCCCAUUGCAUAAUAAGAUUAUGUUUGUUGUUUUAGCCACAUUUAGGAGAGGUUUGGUUUUCUUUUCUUCCUUUUGCCAUUUUUUUUUUUUUUGGUAAGAACCUUUUGCCAUUUUCUUCUUGCCUCAAUCUUGUUAAUGGUGGCUUUCUGUUCUUCCUUUACCAUUUUUUUCUCUUGUCCUUUUUCCCCCUUCCCUUGUUGAAAGAAGUUUGAGAAUUCUUGUAUAUGGGAGAUAAUUGUUCCCAAAUUUUUUGAUUCUUGGUAUGUGGUCAAUGUUAUUAGUCUUUGGUCUUGUCAGGGAGCGUCGUCAGGAUCUCGUCUAAGAUUAAUAAGGUAGGUUCAUUUACAAAAAAAAAAUAGACAUAAUAAAAUAGUUUUUGUUAACUUUUUUUUAAUCAUUCAUCAUAUAACCUUGUAUGUUGAAAAUUUCGAUUAAUUAUAAUACAUUAGUAUAAGAAACGUUCAAGAAUAUCACUCUAUGUGUACCAAACAGUUAUUCAUAAUUUAGUUAAUCGUUCGCUUUCGAAUGGUGUGUUUUGUUGAGAACUGUUUAGUAUCAAUAACUCGAGUUGUCGAGAGAGGUUUAAUAAUGAAUCUUAUACCAAAAAUUAUUCAUGAUUUAGUUAGUCGUUCGCUUUCUAAUGAUCUUCUUUGUUAAGAAUCGUUUAGUAUGAAUAACUCGAGUUGUUGGGAGAGGUUCAAUAAUAUAUCUUAUAUCCUUUACUCACACAUCUCCUUAUAAGAAUACCAACUUAUAUUAAAUUGAAGUUUUCACAAACAUGAAUAUCAGGUGUUUAACAAAUGAGGUCGCCAAGAUUCGAAUCCAAGACCACUCGAUCAAUUAUUCUCAAUUAGAUGUGUUCUAAUUUUCAGUACCAAUUAACGAUUGUACCUAAUUUGACCUUUUUUCCUCCAGAGGCCCUCUCUCUCUUUCUGCCCCUAAGUCUCAUAUUGUUACCCAUGGUUGAGUCAGAAAUGUGAACAAGGGCUAAGAAAAAUAUACACUUAAGGGUUUGAACCAUGGUGAUUGGGGAGGGGGCUAGAGCCUUACCAAAGAGUCUAUUAUCAAAAUUUAUUGCAACUUUUAAUCGUAAAGUUACCUACAUUUGACAGUUGAGGGGAGCAAUAGUCCCCUCCGAGGUUAAAAAUGGCUCUGCCACUGUUUGUUACUAGAACAUUUCUUGAAUCGAAUAAUGGAUGAUAAAUCAAAAUGUAUGUUUAGAUAUAACUCGACAUUGCCUCCUCAGCAUAAGAACGUUGAAUCCAGUGAUAAUGUAUUCCCGAAUAUGGUUUUUUUACUUAAAAUAUUUUAUUGGUACGACUUGAAAUGUGAUUAUCUGUCAGUAACCGUGUAUGGCCUUUUACACUUCUAUUUUUCCUGUUUUAUGCGUGUGUUUUUUUCUCGUUUUUCUUUUAUGUUUGGUGUUUAUAAAAAAAAAUUCGCCUCUAUGUAAUUUGUACUCUCUUCUCAAUAUAGUGAAACCAAUCGCUACUCAUGACUCACACCUUACAGCACAAACCUACCAACUUCUCACUAUGACAAGUCACCCUCACGAAAUUGGUAAAAAUGCUUAUAAUGGCAACAUUUUUCAGUUUUAACCCCCAAAAAAAAAAACAAGAAGAUUAUGCUAUGAACACAGGCAAGCCGCACUUAUUGCCACGGAAAUGGAAGUGAAUGCAACUAAUGAUUUGCUCGUUGAAGCAAAGAAAAGAACAACAACGACCUUUGAUGCUUACGUUAAUGUCGUGUACACUGAAAAACCUCUGACUCGGUCUUAUUAGGAGCAAACAAGCAAGCUAGCUAGUCAUGACGAAGUUGAACUUCAACGGGUUGAGUUUUGGCAAUGGUGACAUGUUACAUGUAAUGCAAAUUAUAGUUGGAGCUUGCCAUGAUCCAGCUGUUCUCGAUUACAUGCAAAACACUAAUUAAUUAAUUAGUCUUCGAUCUAAUCAAUUAGUAUUUGUUGGUUAAUUAAUAUAGUCAUGGUUGCUAACAAAUAGUUUUCAGUCUAAUACCGACUUUUCACUUCAUGUAUAUAUAUGCUCGUGUCUAAUAUGAUGAUGCCAGUAGAAGAUAUAUAGAUUAGCAAUGACAAUGAGUCGGACUCGUUAAGUAAUUUGAUUGAACUGUUAUGUGCCCUAUCUCAUAUGGAUAUUGGUUCAGAUACAUAUUUCAUUCAAUGAUUUUGUAUUUAAGUUGAGUUUCAAUUGUGGUAUAAAGUACAUUUGUUCUUAUUUUAUUGAUAUUCAUCGAUUUUACAUUAUGUUCUUGUUGAACUAUGCUAGGUUGUAUGUGACUCGAAAAGGUCUAAUCUAUAUUGACUUGUUACUUGAUUGGGAAAGGAUGAUGAUUGAAUGCAUGCCUUGUCAAGUUUGUUGUUUUUAGAAGAUCAAACUACUAUGAUUUGCAAGACACAGUGACUCGUAGUCUCGUAUCUCAUAAUUAAUAUCGAUACAUGUAAGAUCCCAUUAUAGGAGGUGACUAUGAUCGAUGUACUAUAGUCAGGUUCAACCGAUAUGCCUGUAUUGUACUAAUGAUAGCAUUAGGUUUAUUACAAAAUAGGAAGUAUUACAAGAAAAAAUGAAGUAGAAACAUAAUGUCAUAGAUUAUACUUCAUCGAAAUCGUAACAAAUCAAGAAAUGACAAAAGCUUUUUAAAAAAUCAUUUGAGUAAGUAAGUAACGCAUUAUGUGUUUAGCAUUAACCACCCAAAAAAUUAGCAUUAGAGUCUGAAAAUCAUAUAUAAGUCAAUAUGAAUUAAUUUCUGAAAUAACAUGAGUUGUUGGAACUGGUACCUUGUUCUGUCCUCCCCGACAUAAACCUUCCUACGGAUAUCGAUGGUAACACGAUCGAUAUGAAUGGUCUACCCUCCCCCUCGGAACUGCACUGGUUAUUCAUACGUUAUAUGUACGUAGUCGGCGUAUAUAUACGUGACUAUCAAUAAACAUUGUUUGCCGACGUCACUAGACCUAGAUGUCUCUUCAAAUGUCAUCUUUUGGGGAUUGGUUUAUGAUUGUAUUCAAAGAUUCUGCAAGUAUUUCUACUGCAACCACUAGAGAUAAGCAAACGGUUAUCUUUGAGAAUCUUUUGACUUUUUUUUAUUUAUACAAAUGGCAUGUUUCAUUCCAUUAACGGUGUAAAGCAAUAGAGUCUGAAUUAGUCGAGAAAGCAAAAAAUUGGAGGCUUUGCAUAUCAAAGCUCCUCAUGAUCUUCAAUCACAAUACGGUAUGAGUCAUAAUAUGAGGGACAAUGAUUACUAUUACGGCCUAAAAGUUGACACAUAUGAAUAUGUCAUACAAAGACAAAUCUAAUAACUUGUAGAGACAAACCAACGUGAUACAUAAUUGCUGUAUAUCUAGUAUAGUAAUUUUUUGGCACAUAAAAAGAGGAGAUGUAGAGUAGGAACCCUACUUGUUCUUAAGCUCACUUCUCCUCCUCUCCUCUCGUCCUCGCCCUCUUUCCCCUCUUGCCUUCUUCACUUGUUUUUCUCUUUGUAGAUACGAGGCUAAUGACCUAUCAUGGUAUAGGGUCAAUCCAAACUUGGUAGAUGCGAAGACUACCAAGAUUGUAUUCUCGUGAGGUCUCUAAUCGCUAAAUUUCUCAAUAUCAAAAGUUAUUCAAAGUACUAUGUAAGAGAAUAAGUUUUGAGAGUAGUGUAAAAGAAGCAAACAAAUUCAAAAAUGGAAGAAAGCACGAAAGAGCGAGCGAUUGUUGGUAGAAAAUUGAUGUAUAAAAUGAAGGUGAUCAUCCCUAUUGUGUUUUCCCUAGGUGUGAUGGAAGAUUACAUCAUGUGAUUUCUCUAAUAUCCCCUAAAUAAGCUUUCAUUCUGUCAUAUGUCUAACAAUGAUUAGAUCUAAUAGACUACUAUGGAUCAUAUAGAUUUCUCCAGUCUUAUCAUGAGCAUAAUACAAUUUCAAAGCUUCAAUAUCGUGGAAUAGAAAGCAAUGAUUGUCAAGAACAACCAAUUGAGAUGAAUCCAACAUAAGAAUGAAUAGAGCAUAAAUGA